AUGUUUUCAAAGAGCUCAUUCUUGUCUGCCAUUCUCAUCGGCUUGGAGAUUGUCUCCGCUGCUGCCAUCGGUAGUGUCAAGCGUCAAACCACCGAUACCACCUUCGGCCUCUACGCUUACAACAAGAACAUCAGUGGUCUUCCCGUCUUCUACGGAGACGGAAUCGCUUACAUUGGCAAUGCCCCCCCAGUCAAUCUCACCUAUGAAAGUGUGAAUGUCACUUUCACCCCUCAGACCUCCGACUCUUCCACCUGGGCUGCCAAACCCAACACUACCGAUGUCACCUGGAGCACCACCCCAUUCUUGUACAUCAACCCCACCAGCGGUGCCUUUGACUCUGUUGGCUUUGUCAACAGCACCAGCGACCUCCCCACCGGCGCCACCGCCUCUGGUUUCCUCUUUUACGGACAAAGUGUUAUGUACCAAGGAUCUUCUGGGAGUAUGGAUGCAAAGUUCUGGGCCGAGCCUACCGAUCAGAAGGAUUUGUGGGUCUUGAAGUGGAACUCGGACGGAACCUCUCAGGGACAAUCUGUUCCGGUUGUGAUCAAGAGUACCCCGCCGACCACCAUAACCCGCAUGAUGAACUAG
Morchella importuna is the source of this 588-nucleotide messenger RNA. RefSeq lists its product as uncharacterized. Bases 1 to 588 code for a protein of 195 amino acids. NCBI's taxonomy places the organism in Eukaryota, Fungi, Ascomycota, Pezizomycetes, Pezizales, Morchellaceae. The transcript has 3 exons. The record is from RefSeq and is a predicted model, not a curated record.